AUGGCACUCUUCACCGAGACGCUAGGGCUGUCGCUCGAAAGCGGCGCGUUCUUCGCCGCCCUUGCGUUCAUGGGCCAAACGAAUUUGAAAGUGACCCUCACGUCCAUCCGCGUGCUCGAUAACCUCUUUGGGAGCAUGUUUUUUGCCUGCAUUGGCAUGAUUCUCAACCCGGUUUACCUGGUCCGCAACUGCCUCCCCGUGCUUUCGAUGAUGCUGUGCAUUGUCGUCAUCAAGAUCACGCUCGUGGUCGGGCUCAUGACGUUUUUCCACAUCCCGCCCUUGCGUGCGCUCAAGGCGGCGCUGAGCCUCUGCCAGGUGGGCGAG
This is a messenger RNA of Saprolegnia parasitica CBS 223.65, 324 nucleotides long. RefSeq lists its product as hypothetical. The annotation marks the transcript as partial. Gene Ontology annotation, biological process: potassium ion transmembrane transport; proton transmembrane transport. Gene Ontology annotation, cellular component: membrane. The transcript has 4 exons. The record is from RefSeq and is a predicted model, not a curated record. Lineage: Eukaryota; Oomycota; Saprolegniomycetes; Saprolegniales; Saprolegniaceae. Gene Ontology annotation, molecular function: potassium:proton antiporter activity.